CCGAGUCGUUACCACGCGUCGGCGCCUUGUCCGUUUUCUUUACACUUAAUCCACAUCAAAAACAAAGAGACUCUCUGCCACACAUUGUUUUUAACGAUUUAUAUCAUAUUGUCAGAGUAUUUACGAGUGCGUGAGUGUUGAAAAAUUUAUUGGAGUAAUAACUAGUGGUUUAAAGAGUAUUCGGAGAGUGUAAUGGUGAUUUGAAAAUCGUAAACAUUGGAUGAUUGGAGGAAGAGCGGGAAUAAAGAGAGUUGUCGCAGGCUUCAAGGCCGGUUCGGCGCCACAAAGCCGCAAGGUAGCGCAGUCACUCGUUCGACGUCGCGUCGAGUGGUUCGUGUUUUGUUUUGACGUUGGCUACAUAAAUUUCAAAAUAGUGAAUUCCGGGAAUUGAACAAAGGGUAGAAAAAUCAUUGAUACCGAAUAGCUUCAGUGAAGUUCAGUGUGAAUUUUAAGUGCGUUGGUAAUUAUUAUUUUUCGUUGACUGUGACAUUUAUUGAGUGUUAUAAUGUGCUCGAAGCUGUCACUUGUGGCAGUCGCCGUGGUGGUGGUGUUUGCUGUCGUCUGGAAUGCUGAGGCUCAGUCAAAAUCGACGGUGCUGGACAGGAUGCAGGAGGACACGGAUUUAUCAGAGUUUUUCCAUCUGCUCCAGAGUAACGAAGCAGCAAAAAGUACAAUUGAGCAUCGAGGGGUCACGGUAUUUGCUCCGACGAAUCGUGCAUUCCAGAAAUAUGCUGUCACCAACGGGGACGUCGUCCUCUACCACAUGUCGAAUACGGCGACAGCUACUUGGGACCUGCAAGACUCGAUUUCAUCGGAGCUGGAUGGUAAUCCUCCCCUGUGGGUCACUCGAGUGCAUGUCAAUAGACAGGAGGAAAUUUAUAUCAACAAUGCCAAGAUACUCAAUGGAAGCAAUUAUCGACCGAUGAGGACCGCUGGUUUCGAGGGAAAGAAUCAGUAUCUGCACCGGAUAUCUCAAGUAUUGGAGCCACUGCAGCCAAACUCCCGUGACAGACCUGUCAACAAUCCAAAUGCUUUCGAGUUUCUAAACCAGAGUGAGAAUCUUCAGCUUGGCAAAUUCAGACUUCGAACGUUCCGUGAGCGAGUUGUUUAUGAGGGAAAGCAGCACGUAUUCAGCGCUGAUGGUCGCUAUACAUUCUUCGUUCCUGAUGAGGAGGGAUUCAAGCCGUCAAUGCGACCAGUUAAAAUAGACAAACAGGUGAUUGAUGGUCACGUAAUACCGAAUCACGUUCUAUUCACCGAUCCGACACCCGACGGAAUGACCUACGACACCCUGGCCCACAACGAUAACUGCAGGGUCCAGCUGAGCUUCGUCAAGGAUAACAGAGGAAAGGUUUACGUAAAAUCCAACACGUUAACUGGUGAUGCCAAGCAUCCAACAGGAGUGGUUCUUGCUGAGAUAGUAAAACCGAAUAUAGCUGUGAAAAAUGGAGUCGUCCAUUUGAUCCAGAGACCCCUGAUGGUAGUGGACGCCACAGUGCAGCAGUUUCUCGAGUCCUUUAAGAGCCUCGAGAAGGAGGAUGGACCUGUUCACAAGUUCUACCAGAACAUCAGAGAUUAUGGGGGUGACUUCAUGGAGGAGAUAACCAGAGUUCAAGACAUCACGCUCUUUGCUCCAAGCAAUGCAGCAUGGGAACUGCUUGGAGACCAGGGAAUCCUCCAGGACAAGAAGCGUUUCAGACAAAUCCUCAAGCUGCACUACGUCCGAGAAAAACUGCCUCUCGAGGAGAUCAAGAAGAAGAGCGUCAGUGCGGUGCUGCCGAAAGGAAGGGGACUGCAAGUUAAUGCGGUUCGGACAGCGGCGGAUCGUCGGGACCUCUUCUUCAACGUUGCGGACGGUUUUGACGGGAAAAAAGUGGUGACAGUUGAGGGUGGCGGUGUAAAUGCCACAAUCCUAACAGCCAACAUUGCAGCAACCAAUGGUAUCAUUCACAUCAUCGAUCGAGUCCUCGGUGUUCCUUACACAACUGUUUUGGAGAAGCUCAAGACCGACCCAAUGCUCAACCAAACUUACAUCCUUGGCAAGCGGAGGAAUUUCAACGACCAGUUGGGAGACACUAGUAAACGUUUUACGUAUUUUGUGCCCUACGACAGGGCCUGGGAGGAAGCCAAAGUCGUCACUCCCACUGCCUAUACUAAACUCUUCCUGGCUAAUUACGACUAUCACGCUAAACAAGUCCUCGAGCGACACCUGGUCUCAGCAAACAGUCCGUGGACGAUGGGAGCCCUGAAGAAUGCCACGAGCAAUGGCAGUAUCGAGCUCAAAGCCCAGAGAGAUAUCCUGAAAAUCCGUAUCAGGGAAGAGAAUGGCCGGUAUCAGAUUCAGUGGAGUGGCAAGCAAAAAUGGAUCAACGUAAUUCGUCCAGAUGUAGCAUGCACAAAUGGAAUAAUCCACGUGAUCGACGAUGCUUUCCUCCUGGAGAGUGAUAUAACAGUGACGGAUGACAGGGACGCAGCAUCCCUGGCUAGUCUAGCUCCACAUCUCUUCAUGAUUCUGAUCGCCAAAUGGCUCUUGUAAAGACAAUCACUCGAGGCUUAAGAGACGAAAAUUAUUAAAAAUUUAGGUGCAUCUAAUGCGAAUGGACUUGUUUGACAGCACCUGACGACUGGUGAACAAACAACCUCCAUGGGACUUGCACGUCCAUUAAUUAAAUAAUUGAAUUAAAUGUAGUUUAUUAUUUAUUCUCAACAGGAGUAUUUCAGAUGCACGCAUGAGAAAAUUGGUGACAAAUUGAUUUCAAAUUUUUCUACGUAAUUUUGUUUUUUUUUUGUACGUGGAAAAAGAGCAUGGACAGGUCAGUGAGGAUGAUUUUACGGGUUAGAUCGUUAAUCGUACCAAAUAACGAAUUACCAAGUACCAAGUAAAGUAACAGUUGACUUGAUAUCUUAUUCCUCAGUAAAAUUCAAAACCAAAUGAGACGAUUUCGUCGUGUGAUUAGUCAUGAUCUGUUGACAUUCAUUGAUUCAUUAUAAAUACUCUCCCAAGUAUCUCCAAAGUUGAUGUAUUUAGUUGGUAAUAAAUUAUUCGACAGAUGUGACUGAUGAUGAUGAUCAUUAAUGAACAGACGAGAUGCGAAUGAUUCCGUGUUAUGUAUAAUAAUAAAUCUAAAUAUAGUGUCUAUCAUACUUAUCAAUUAACGAACUGCCAGGCAAAUUAAAUGAAUGCAUUUGUGCUUGGAUUGUUUGAUACAAUUUUUUGUACAAUUUCGAUUAUUCUCAUUCAUUUUUAAUGCUUCGUUGGGUGAAAAUGUGUUCCAAGUUAACGAUUGUAUCGACGUUAUCCUUUAUUCAUUGCCAUGAUCAAUAUUUCAUCGAGAGAAUAAAAUCACAAUUGCUGGAAGAGCAAGAUAAAUGAAAAAAUCUUUUCCUAUAGUGAAAUUUAAAUAAUAAAUACGUGUUAAUAUCAUUCGAUCGAUGUGUAAUAUCCAUAAAUGAAUGGAGUAAAGAUGCGUCGAGAUAUAUGAGCAAAUACGGAGAUAAACAGCCGAAGAGGAUCAUCAAAGAGAUCAAAUCGUGAAAACUCAAAAUAGAUAAUUGAAUAAACUGAAUAUAACUCCCCAAAAUUUAUAAACAGAUAUAAAUUGACAAGAGAUUAAUCUAUCUAACGAUAAACUUACACUUGUUGGAAUUAAUGAUAUUAUAAUAUUACUAUUAAACUAUUGAAUAUAUAAAUAGACUUUAAAUCACACUGUUUGUUCGAAAAAGAAAUAGAUAAUGAAAAUGAAAAAAACUAGAUCUCUAUCUCUCUGUAUAGGUAAAUACGUGUUUUACUGUUCAGCUCGUCUUGUUCGUUAGAAGUAUCUCACAGUUAAUGAGCAAGUGUAAAAAAAUUUAAUCAUCAUAAGGCAGGAUUAAGUGAAAACAUCAAACUCUCUCAUUUUUGUUUGUGAAAAGUAAGGUUGGUCGUCAUAUUCGAUAAAAUUUUCUCUUUUUUUAUUGAUAAUACAACGCGAACACCACAACAUCAAUUUUUUAUCACUUAAAAAAAUCGAAUGCAAAUCAACUUGAAGAAAGAGGAAAUCAAAAAUUUUGCAUUACAUCCUCUAAAACGCAGAAUUUAUAAAUUCUCUCACACAAAUUAAUCAUUGCAAUUAACAUGAUUAUUCACCCACUCGUUGUGCUUGCGCAUAGAAAUGUCAAAGUUUCAAGUAAAAAAUUCAAGAAAUACAUGAUUGGCAGUGUCGCUUAUUGCCCUGUCGAUUGCUCGCUAUUUCCGAGUCCUCAUGCAGUACUGACGUUUAAUAAACAACCUCUCAAGGAAUAACAGCGUCCUGUAAAAACAAUUGUUAAUCAUCUCGGAGCUGAAUUGCAAAUUCCCCGAACGUCACUCCACCCUUACACGAUACUCGAGUUAUCGAUGGGGGCAUUUUCCCUCACAAUCAUAAACACUAGGUAAAUAUUGAACCUCUCACUCCAUCUAUUCGUCUCAUAAAACCAAAUAAUGUCAAUAAGUCAUCUGCACUCAAAUCGAAAAUUUAUUCAAAGAAAAUUCUCAUAUGCACUAGAGAAUAUUUAAUAGAGAGAAUCUAGAUAAUUGCAAAACUCGACAAUUUUUUGCGGUGAAUACGAAAAAAAUAUUACGAGAAAUAAAAAUAUUAAUGAAUUAAGUUUCCCAAGAAGCCGAUGUGAAGUCUUUUCAUACAUUUUUUCAACGAAAACCAGUUUUGAAAAUUAUUGUGUGAAUGUUACUAUCAAUUAUGUAAUCACAUAAGUCCAUUUUGCUAAUUAAUGAUAAUGAGAAAGAAUUAGGAGCGAUUGUCAAUUGAGUUUUCCAUCAUUUUGUCUACCAAUGCAGAAUUUUUAAACAAUCGGGGAUAACAUUUUUGUACACUCACCGAAUGGGAGUUGAUGAGUCUAGAGUUAAUAAAUUGAAAUACCAAGACUUAUUCGAUGGUAAUCUCUAGCUAUAUCAUUUAAUACAUUACGAGUCAGUUCGGAUCAUUGAGAAACGAAACGGAGGUUUGUGAACUACUUAGUGCCGAUGCGAGUUUAAAUUGCACUGGGAAUUCAUUUAUUGAUGAAGAGAAUCGAUGCGAGCGAUAUGGAGAUAAGUUUAUUUAUAAGAUUUAAUUUAUUUGCCUAUGGAUAUAUAUAUGAAGGAGUUUUAUAUAUUUAUGCUGGUGAAAAUUAUCAACAGCGAAUUAGAAUAACGGGAUAAGUCAAAUUUUUGAUAAUUGAGAAUAAAAGUUGAAUUGAAAUAGUCAUUUUACUUCGCUACUGGAAUUUUCACUGACAGUACUAUCUGUAUAAAUGGCUUUUUCAUUUUAUUGUGAACAAAAGCCAUAUUAUAUUACUUGAUAUUUAUAUUAAUUACGCCAUUAUAUCGAGUCGAUCUAGCAUUUAUAAGUGCAUUUUAUUACAUUAUAUUUCUCAUCGAUGAAAAAGUCCGUCGAUGGAUAUUUUUUUUAGAAUUAAAUAAUAAGUUAUGGAUAAUUAACGAAUUCAAGGGAAAGCUGUUGAUUUGAUCUUUCAAUUAAAAAUAUUAUUCACUCCAGAAAGAUUAAUCAACAGGAUAAAACGCCUCAUAGAGUAUAAAUACGAGUGGAUCGUGGGCCUGUGUCGGACUCAUGAUGAGAACCAAAGAAAUGCGUCGAUAAUAUUUCUUUUCUAUUUAAUUCAACAUAAGCCAAUGAAAAAUAAUUCGACGUGCUUCUCCAGAUUAUUUGAACGUCAAAGAAAAACCUUUAUGUGCUCUCUGUAAACACUGAAGCUUUUGCUGUAUGAUUUUAUGACAAAUAAAGUACACAUAUGAGAGAUUUA
Messenger RNA from Fopius arisanus, 5778 nucleotides. RefSeq names its product fasciclin-1 (gene Fas1). The coding region runs from base 506 to 2536 and encodes 676 amino acids. Gene Ontology annotation, biological process: cell adhesion; extracellular matrix organization. Gene Ontology annotation, molecular function: cell adhesion molecule binding. The transcript is spliced from 15 exons. The record is from RefSeq and is a predicted model, not a curated record. Gene Ontology annotation, cellular component: extracellular matrix. NCBI's taxonomy places the organism in Eukaryota, Metazoa, Arthropoda, Insecta, Hymenoptera, Braconidae.